UGCUGAGGGGAACGAGCCAGGCUCAUCUCAGGGAACCGUGGCCAGGGACUAGUUUACAUGUAGCCAAAGCGCACCCCCCUCCUGGGAAACUUGAGCUCGUCUGGCUGGGAAGACUAUACUGAAUGUCUGGGAGAGAGCACAUUCCAAACAUGACUGAAAUCAACAUUGAUCAGUCUAAGCUACCGGGAGUCAAGGAAGUUUGCAGAGAUUUUGCAGUGCUGGAGGAUCAUACUCUUGCCCACAACCUGCAGGAACAGGAGAUCGAGCAUCACUUGGCAACGAAUAUACAGAGGAAUCGUUUGGUAAAGAAUGAUUUACAAGUGGCCAAGCAACUCCAAGAAGAAGAAGAACUCAGAGCACAAGCCCGGAAGAAAAAUCAUCACAAUGAAUUGGAAGUUUUAGAUUCUGAAAUAGCUCAGGAAAUUCAAGAUAGAUUGGUAAUUGAAGCAAAACUCAGGCGUCAGCAAGAGGAGAAGGAUGAGGACAUUGCUCGACUAUUACAAGAGAAAGAGGAAAGGAGAAGAAAGAAGCAUUACCCACCUACCCAAGAGGAACCUUAUUACAAAGACAGAGAAGGGUUUCGACCAAAGGGGGUACAAGAUGCACCUAUAUCUAAACACACAACAGGGUUAAGAAAUCAAGAGGAACACGAUGCGCACCUUGCCCGGAGGCUUCAGGAAAAAGAAUUCAGGGCAAACGUUAUGGAUAAACGAGCAGCGCAGAUGGCUCAGGAUGAGGAAAUUGCCCGCUAUCUUAUGGACAAAGAAGAAAAAGCUUAUAAGAAGUCAAAAGGACGUGAAAAAAUGACAGAUGCUAAGCGACUAGAAGAAUUGGAGGCACCUGAUCAUGUUAGGCAAAGGACAAGAGAAGGUCAGGACCAUCAUCACCGUUCCAGAAGUGAUAAACCAUACAGGCCCCUUCCUCCACCUCCAGAUACUGCUGACGAUGAUGAUUACGAUGAUGAUUAUACCAAC
Molecule: messenger RNA, 974 nt
Organism: Xenopus laevis (African clawed frog)
Lineage: Eukaryota; Metazoa; Chordata; Amphibia; Anura; Pipidae
Gene: ccdc50.L
Product: coiled-coil domain containing 50 L homeolog
Cellular component (GO): cytoplasm
Molecular function (GO): ubiquitin protein ligase binding
Source: RefSeq, marked validated